UUGCCUUUCUCUUCUUCCGUCCCGUUUAGGAGGGAAUUCUGUCAAAGCAUUAAUAAUCUCAAUGCAAACCAUUCUUCUCCUGGAGUUUUUUUACUUCUGAUUGAGCAGCCAAACCAAAAACCAUCCUCUCCUCCCCAAUCCCCAUGCAAAUGCAUCACCACAUUGCUUGUAUCAAAGAUAAUUACAAAAAUAUUUAUACACAUACAACAAAUAUAACCACAAAACAUAACAAGGACAAGAGGGUCCGAAUGACAACCAAGUCGAAACAACAAUUACAUUGGAUCUACCGGGUAACAAUGCAUUACAUUACAAACAUGAGAAUCCGUUCUUCUGUUGGCAUCUCUCUUUCCGCAUUGCUUUCAACGGAUUAUUCCUGUCCCUAUAUAUUCUUAUAUUUUCCGUUUGCUGGCUCACUCAUGAUUGCUACCACUACAUUUCCGUCCUUCCCUUUUCUCCUCAUUUCACCAAUCUUCGCCAAGUUUCAUCACCAGUAUGGUAAUGUGGAGAUAGGACUAGUAGUUAUUAGUAGUUGAAAAAGUAUCGCAUCUAUAUGACAUGGCUGAUGAAAGCAAUUGGAGUGAACAUAUGAACAAAGAAGAAACUACAGCACAUUCGUCAGUAUCAGAGGGUGAGAAGAUCCCAGAAUAUAUGAGCAACCAACAAGAUACGGAAAAGGUCAAUGACAAAGAGAAAGACAUUCAUACUGUACCUUAUUACAAGUUAUUCUCCUUUGCUGACUCGCUGGACAUUCUAUUAAUAACUAUUGGCACUGUUGCUGCUUUCGGAAAUGGAAUCUGUAUGCCACUUAUGACCAUACUCUUAGGAGAACUAAUUGAUUCUAUCGGCAAAUCUGCAAGCACGUCUACUGUGGCACAUAACGUUGCUCAGGUGUCUCUGAAGUUUAUCUAUUUGGCUUUGGGAUCUGGUUUUGCAUCAUUCUUUCAGGUGGCAUGCUGGAUGAUCACAGGGGAAAGGCAGGCUGCUCGAAUAAGAAGUUUAUACUUGAAAGCUGUACUGAGGCAGGAUAUUAGUUUCUUUGAUAAAGAAGCUAAUACUGGAGAAGUUGUUGGGAGGAUGUCAGGUGACACCAUUCUGAUUCAGGAUGCUAUGGGUGAAAAGGUUGGAAAUUUUAUUCAGCUGCUAGCUUCAUUUGUAGGAGGUUUUCUGGUAGCUUUCCUUAAGGGGUGGCUUCUCACACUUGUCAUGCUAUCUUUAAUUCCACCUAUUGUUCUCUCUGGUGCAAUCAUGAAUAAGCUUGUAGGCAAGCUGGCAUCUCGUGGACAAACUUCCUAUACAGUUGCAGCAAAUAUUCUUGAGCAAACAAUUGGCUCAAUAAGAACUGUUGCAUCUUUUACUGGAGAGAAGCAUGCUGUUGUUAGAUACAACAAGUCCUUGAGCAGAGCUUAUGACUCUGGUGUACAAGAAGGUUUGGCUGCUGGCGUAGGUUUUGGUACGCUAAUGUUUAUUUUGCUCUGCAGUUAUGGAUUUGCUGUGUGGUUUGGUGGGAGAAUGGUACUUGAAAAAGGCUACACAGGAGGGAAUGUUCUCAAUGUGAUUUUUUCUCUAUUGACCGGAUCCUUGUCUCUGGGGCAGGCAUCUCCAUGCAUAAAUGCAUUUGCUGCUGGACAGGCUGCUGCAGUUAAGAUAUUUGAGGCAAUCAAUAGGAAGCCAGAGAUUGAUGCUUAUGACACCAAAGGACUAAAAUUGGAAGAAAUCCAUGGAGAUAUUGAAUUAAGGAAUGUUUAUUUCAGCUACCCAUCCAGGCCUCAUGAGCAAAUAUUCUGUGGUUUCUGUCUCUCAGUACCCAGUGGUACAACCACAGCUUUAGUUGGACACAGUGGAAGCGGAAAAUCAACAGUGAUCAGUUUGAUAGAGAGAUUUUAUGACCCACAAGCUGGUGAAGUUCUUAUAGAUGGCGUCAAUCUUAAGGAGUUCCAACUAAAAUGGAUCAGAAAAAAUAUAGGCCUAGUGAGCCAGGAACCACUGUUGUUUACUUCAAGCAUUAGAGAAAAUAUAGCCUAUGGAAAGGAAGGUGCAACUAUGGAAGAAAUAAGAGCUGCUGCAGAUCUUGCCAAUGCUGCUAACGUCAUAAACAUGUUGCCCAAGGGACUAGACACAAUGGUAGGGGAGCAUGGAAUUCAAUUAUCUGGGGGCCAGAAGCAAAGAAUUGCCAUAGCCAGAGCAGUUUUGAAGAAUCCAAGAAUCUUAAUUUUAGAUGAAGCCACUAGUGCUCUUGAUGCAGAAUCAGAAAGGAUGGUGCAAGUGGCAUUGGACAGGGUUAUGAUUAACCGAACUACACUCAUGGUUGCCCAUCGGUUGUCUACAGUGAGAAAUGCAAAUAUGAUAGCAGUUAUGCAGAAAGGAAAGAUUGUUCAAAAAGGUACACUUUCAGAUCUACUCAAGGAUCCCAAUGGAGCAUAUGCUCAGCUCAUACAGUACCAAGAAUUUGUCGAGCCAGUACAGAAUGUUCUAAAGAGUCCAGGGAGUAGCCAUCAUUCUAUCUGGGCUUCAGUGGGGACAUCUCCCAGAGUUAGUCUUUCUGAACAGGCAGCUCCAGAACCACUUAGCACUACCUCUUCAGAGACAUCAAAAAUGCCUCUAGAAAACCCUCUUCGUCGUCUUGCCCUUCUUAGCAGUCCAGAAAUCCCUGUCUUGUUGGUUGGUGCUGUGGCUGCUGUGGUGAAUGGAAUUAUAAUGCCGAUUUUUGGAUUGCUCCUUGCGAAUAUAAUCAAAACCUAUUAUGAAAAAGAAGAUCAACUACGAAAAGAUUCUAGAUUUUGGGCACUUAUAUUUGUUCUAGUUGGUUUGGUGUCUCUAGUUACUACACCAAUGAGCACAUACUUUUUUUCUGUGGCAGGGUGUAGGUUAAUAAAACGGAUUCGAUUAAUGUUUUUUGAGAAAGUGGUCAACAUGGAGAUAGCUUGGUUUGAUGAACCCGAGCAUUCAAGUGGUGCAAUUGGUGCAAGCCUCUCAGCAGAUGCAGCUGCAAUGCGAGGUUUAGUUGGAGACACAUUUGCUUUGCUCAUUCAAAACACCGCAACAGGUAUUGCUGGUUUGGUCAUUGCUUUUCACGCAAACUGGCAAAUAGCUCUUGUAAUCCUUGUGCUAUUGCCACUUAUGGGACUCAGCGGAUAUGUCCAGUUGAAGUCCAUGAAAGGAUUCAAUGCAAAUGCAAAGAAAAUGUAUGAGAAAGCGAGUCAAGUUGCUAGUGAUGCAGUUAGCAGUAUCAGAACAGUUGCUUCUUUCUGUGCUGAAGAAAAGGUGAUGCAGCUGUAUCAGAAGAACUGCGAUGGCCCCCUUAAGGCUGGAAAAAUGCGAGCAUUGAUUAGCGGGAUAGGAUUUGGUCUAUCUUUCUUCUUUCUUUUCUUUUUCUAUGCAGUUAGUUUUUAUGUUGGAGCUCAUCUAGUUGAUCACGGAAAGGCAACAUUCACCGAGGUUUUUCGAGUCUUUUUUGCUCUUAGUAUGGCAGCUCUUGGGAUCUCUCAGUCCAACUCUCUGGCACCUGAUGCAAAUAAAGCCAGGAGUUCUGCAGCUUCUAUAUUCACAAUUCUUGACCAGAAAUCUAAAAUAGAUCCUAGUGACCCCUCUGGAACAAUAAUAGAAAAUUUGAAGGGAGAAAUUGAAUUUCGCCAUGUCGGUUUUCAGUAUCCUUUGAGGCCUGACAUUCAAAUAUUCCAAGAUUUUAGCUUGGCUAUUCAAUCUGGCAAGAUAGUUGCCCUUGUUGGAGAAAGUGGGAGUGGAAAAUCAACGGUGAUUGCAUUACUGCAAAGAUUCUAUAACCCAGAUUCUGGAAAAAUUACUCUAGAUGGAAUUGAGAUUCAAAGACUGAGGUUGAAAUGGUUAAGGCAGCAGAUGGGACUGGUCAGUCAGGAGCCUGUAUUAUUCAAUGAUAGCAUCCGCGCCAAUAUCGCAUAUGGAAGGGAAGCGAAUGCGACGGAGGCAGAAAUUAUGGCUGCAGCAGAAUUAGCCAAUGCUCACUGCUUCAUCAGUAGUCUAAAACAGGGGUAUGAUACUAUUGUCGGGGAACGAGGGGUGCAAUUGUCUGGUGGACAGAAGCAAAGAGUAGCAAUAGCACGGGCCAUAGUGAAGGCUCCAAGAAUUUUGCUUCUAGAUGAAGCAACCAGUGCACUAGAUGCAGAGUCUGAACGAGGGGUUCAAGAUGCAUUAGAAAGAGUAAUGGUGGGAAGAACCACAUUGGUUAUUGCCCAUCGCUUAUCCACAAUUAAGUGUGCAGACAAGAUUGCAGUACUGAAAAAUGGAGAAAUAGUUGAGAAAGGAAAACAUAAAACCUUGAUCAACAUCAAGAAUGGCAUUUACGCCUCCUUGAUGGCUCCCCAGUCAACUGCUUCAUCUUAAAAAUGACCACAAUUAGGAAGAGCAAGGAUUGACAAUUCGUCACACAGGCCGGCCAGUGGGGGAGCUCUUGUUGAUGUUUAUGUUUUACUUACCGGAGCAAUGAUAGAUGGUGAUAUAAUAUAUAAAAUUGUUGCUUUGUGGUUGGUGCAAAAAUACAUACACCCAACUUCAUUUUAUGAAGAUUAUUUAUAAAAAAAAAAAAAAAAAAGUAAAUAAUUUUUUAAUAGAGAAUAAGCUUUCCACACAGAAACAGGAGGGAUUGCAAGA
Messenger RNA from Ricinus communis (castor bean), 4623 nucleotides. RefSeq names its product ABC transporter B family member 21. The coding region runs from base 556 to 4356 and encodes 1266 amino acids. Gene Ontology annotation, biological process: transmembrane transport. The record is from RefSeq and is a predicted model, not a curated record. Gene Ontology annotation, molecular function: ABC-type transporter activity; ATP binding; ATP hydrolysis activity. Gene Ontology annotation, cellular component: membrane. The transcript is spliced from 14 exons. Lineage: Eukaryota; Viridiplantae; Streptophyta; Magnoliopsida; Malpighiales; Euphorbiaceae.